GCGAUGGUAUUGCUUGUUUCUGUCUUGUCUUGUCCUGUCCUGUCUUGUCCUGUCCUGCCUUGUCCUGUCCUGUCCUGUCCUGUCCUGUCCAGACCCGACGGAAACACAGCUCGGAACCCUUCGCUGCCGGUGGGUUCGCAAAAUCCCCCAAAUCGUUUCUCCGGCCCCCUUUAUCCUAGGCGCUAUCGGUCUGCGGGUACUAGUAGGGCAGGCAGGUGGGCUAGCCGGGAGCUGUGCUGCUAGGUCGGCGCGUGCCGCUGUGGUCUUGUCUCCGUUGCGUUCUCGGCAAGCCCUGGGGGUCGCCUGGCUGAGGGGCAUGCGACGUCUUUGGUCGAACGUCUUAGCGCCGGGCUUUUUGCUAUUAGUGAUGUUGGAGAGCCUGUCCCGUUUCUCGCUGUGGUCUCUGUCUGUCUUUAUGGGUGGUUCAUGGGGCGUAUGUUGCCGCUUUUGUUAUCGAUUGUGUCGAGGCCAAAGUCAAGAGGGACGGUCGAUGUGGCCUGUAGUCGUCAACGAACGGUGUUUACCUGUCGUUGAUAUCGUGUAAGGGAGUCUCGCGCGGCGUAGGGGGCGUGAGGCCUGGGGGCUGACUGCGGAAUAGGGGGCGCGCAGUUGAUUGGCCGCCCGCCCCUCUCCCUAACC
Molecule: messenger RNA, 639 nt
Organism: Lasiosphaeria miniovina
Lineage: Eukaryota; Fungi; Ascomycota; Sordariomycetes; Sordariales; Lasiosphaeriaceae
Exons: 1
Coding region: 317-544 (75 amino acids)
Source: RefSeq, a predicted model, not a curated record